AUGUUGAUGAGAGUGUUUGCUGUGUAUAACAGACUCCUGAAGGCCUACCCAUUGGUAACUCAAUGCACGACAACCGGUGUAUUGCUUGGAGCGGGAGAUGUGAUCGCACAGAAAGUGUUGGAGAAGAGACAUGACAUUAAUUGGAAACGGACGGCAAAGUUCGCCGCAUUUGGACUCUUAUUUAUUGGACCUGUUUUUAGAAAUUGGAUAUUAUUUCUGGAGAGAGUGUACGGCACGAGCGGCGCAUUUACUCCCAUCAAGAAAGUGCUCACCGAACAGGUAUCCUAUAUAUUAAUUAAAUUAUAGUACUGGGAGAGUGCUGGGAAUGUAUGGAAGGGCACCGGAGACUAUGGUAGAGCACAGGGAGACUAUGGUAGAGCACAGGGAGGUUAUGGUAGAGCACAGGGAGGCUAUGGUAGAGCACCGGGAGGCUAUGGUAGAGCACAGGAAGACUAU
This is a messenger RNA of Medioppia subpectinata, 456 nucleotides long. The record is from the annotation of a GenBank genome assembly. Lineage: Eukaryota; Metazoa; Arthropoda; Arachnida; Sarcoptiformes; Oppiidae.